AUGACAGCCGACCUCACCAAACUAGCAACAUUCCCCUCCAAACCCCGCAUCUUCAUCCUAACAGACGUGCUUAACGAGCCCGACGACUCCCAAUCGCUCGUCCGAUACCUGCUAUAUGCCAAUGAGUUCGACACGCGCGGGAUAUGCGCAACGACCUCAACCUGGCUGCGCACUAGCACCCACCCGGAAGAACUUCGGCGGAUCAUCACGGCGUAUGGCAAAGUCGUCGAUAACCUGAAUUGUCAUGUUCAUCCGGACUUUCGGUACCAGUCAGCAGAGGAGUUGCUUGCAUUGGUGACGUCGGGACCUGCUGUCUACGGCAAAAAAGCCCUCCACGUACCACUAAGCCAAGGUGCUCAACGCCUCCUCUCGGCAAUCCAAGAAUCAAACGAACCACUCUACAUUCCAGUCUGGGGUGGCGUCAACACCCUCGCCCAAGCACUAAAGUUUCUCGCAGAAACAUCUACGCCCUCAGAAGCUGCAAAAGAACGAGCAAAACUACGCAUCUACACCAUCUCCGACCAAGACAACUCCGGCCCCUGGAUCCGCGCCACCUACCCAGACAUCUUCUACAUCGUCUCUGCGCACGGCUGGAAUCAAUACAGCCAAGCAAGCUGGCUAGGCAUGAACACAGGCGCCGGGGACGGACCCGAUCCAACCAAAGUGCAAAACCCAUGGCUACGCACGCAUAUCCAAGUCGGCCCAUUCGGCGGCGAAGCGUACCCGGCUGUGAAAUUUGGGAUGGAGGGCGAUACGCCUUCGUUCCUGUGGCUUGUGCAGAAUGGGUUGAAUGCUGCGGACCGGAUUGAGUGGGGUGGUUGGGGAGGGAGGUAUACGCGGCCGCAGGCGGAAGCGGAUUUCGAGGAUGGGAUUGAUGCGAACCAUUUUCUUAAUGCGAGUGAUUUUGGCGUCUUGGGACAGGGAGGGAGGGUUAGUGAUCACAAGGCAACGGUUUGGCGGUGGAGGGAGGCUGUUCAGGAUGAUUUUGCGGCGCGCAUGCAUUGGACUCUUACUGGUGACUUUGGGCGGGCGGGGCAUCCGCCUGUCGUGGAUGUGAAUGGAAUUUCUGGGGUCGAGCCUUUGGUCUUGAAGGUUCAGCCUGGUGAGACUUGUGUGCUUGAUGCCAGUGGCACGUAUAAUCCCGACCAGGCCCGGUCUGGACUUGAGUUUUCCUGGGUGUUGUAUGGGGACGUCAAUGGGUUUCAUUUCUUUGGGAAGGGACCUGAGGUUAGGAUUGAAGCUGAUGAGCCUAUAGAGGCAGGUGAUGGCGUGGCGGGCUUUGAUAAUCCAAUUCGAGGACGCAGGGUGACGGUUGUGGUGCCGGGGGUGGAAAGGAAUCCGCAGACUGGACUGGUCACGCCGGACUUUCAUGUUUUGCUACAGGUCACUAAUCCGGCUGGGCCGUAUCCGAUUCGGAGGUAUAAGCGGGUGAUAUUUUCGUAUGUUCUUGAUGAGGUAUCAGUGUCGCUGGGGACGAUUCCCGAGGGGUUUGAUUAG
Molecule: messenger RNA, 1497 nt
Organism: Penicillium argentinense
Lineage: Eukaryota; Fungi; Ascomycota; Eurotiomycetes; Eurotiales; Aspergillaceae
Product: DUF1593 domain-containing protein
Exons: 2
Coding region: 1-1497 (498 amino acids)
Molecular function (GO): hydrolase activity, hydrolyzing N-glycosyl compounds
Source: RefSeq, a predicted model, not a curated record